CGCCCGACAUGUGUUUCAGUUUGGUGAUGCUGUUCCUCUGUCUCUCCCAAACAGAGCUGGCAAGAGUUUGGGUUCAACAGCAAACAGACAAUUGGUACAGUGUGAUCUCACAGCAGCAUGAAGAGUCAGCUGGAGGUGACAGCCAUCCUCAGAGAGCCCAGAGGUCGUCCUCCGGCCACGCUAGGCUAAGCAGGGCGGUCCUGGGUGGAGGACUAACCAUCGACACCCUGCCAGACAACAUGACACGUGUAGUGGAGGACUCUGGCAAGUAUUACACAUGGCGUAGUUUUGGCCCAGAAGACCAGCGCACACAGGAAUUAUGGGUAGACAUGAAUGAUGUCCGGCAUGGCCAAGUUAGAGUCCAUGGCAUUCUGUCGAAUUCGUACAAACAAGCUGUGAGGGUUGCCCUGUCAUUUGACUUUCCUUUUUAUGGACAUUACCUGAGGCAGAUUACCAUAGCAACAGGAGGGUUCAUCUUCACAGGGGACAUAACUCACCGUAUGCUGACUGUAACACAGUACAUCGCCCCUCUAAUGGCUAACUUUGACCCCAGCUACUCCAAAGAUUCCACUGUGCAAUACCUGGAUAAUGGUGAGGUGUUCGUGGUCCAGUGGGAGCGGGUCAGACUCCCAGGAAAAGAGUCAGAAGGAGCCUUUACAUUUCAGGCUGCGCUUCACAAAACAGGAGCCAUCACGUUCAGCUACCGAGAUAUACCUGUGUCACUGGAUGUGAUCAGCUCGGCUGAGCAUCCAGUGAAGGCUGGCUUGUCUGAUGCCUUCAUGGUCUUGUCACCUUCUCCUCAGUCAUCAGAUGCCCAACGACGCACGAUUUAUGAGUACCAUCGAGUUGAGAUAGAUACAACAAAGAUCACCAGCUACUCUGCUGUUGAGUUCACUGCACUGCCUACCUGCCUGCAACACGACAGCUGUGAGCUCUGCCUCUCAUCCAACCAAACCUCUGGCUGCAGCUGGUGCAAUGUGCUCCAGAGGUGUUCCGAUGGCAUGGAUAGACACAGACAAGAAUGGCUGGACUAUGCCUGUUCAGAUGAGAGCAAAGAUGCAACCUGUGAGGAUUACUCCAGGGCUGACAGCUCCACUGGUUCCUCUAUCACACCUGAGAUCGAGGACGUGACCUCUUUGACUCCACUACAAAAAGGCUGUAAAAGUGAUGAUGAGACCAAACAUCAUAUAUUUAAGACUGGUAAUGAUGUGAAGACAGAUUCUUCAACCAACAGUGGCGGAUUGGCUAACACAGGAGUGAUAGCCGGUAUAGCGGCUGCACUCGUGCUACUUUUGGCUCUGAUACUUGUAGCUCUUUACAUCAACUACCAUCCUACUGCUGCAUCACCACUUUACCUCAUCCAGCGACGCAAGAACUACUGGUCUUCCUGGAAGUUUCAGAAGCAACAACCUGGUUACACAGAAGUGGAAGGAGAGGGCCAUGAAAAAGACAGCAUUGUUGAAGCUGGGCCAUGUUGAAAUGAUGGGUGGAAACUUGGAUAAACAAGAUGUUUGCAUCAAACUGAUUUAUACAAACAUUAAAAUGUAUACAUUUGUCAGAAGACUUCAAAUCUAAAUCCAGUUCUAAAUCCAGUUCACCUUUUACAUUCAGUUGAUGAUUGUUUUUAAAGCUGUCCAUGACUCCAUUGCAAAAAUAUGAAAUUGUUGCAACAGCUGAUUGUUAUAUGAUAUUGAAUGAUUUCAUUCGAAAUUUAUACCUAUGCUGGAAUAAAUCGGGGUUGCACACCACCCUUUUUUAAUCUAAUUUGACUGAAAUAAAUCAUGCAUGCCAUAGA
Molecule: messenger RNA, 1795 nt
Organism: Chelmon rostratus (copperband butterflyfish)
Lineage: Eukaryota; Metazoa; Chordata; Actinopteri; Chaetodontiformes; Chaetodontidae
Product: plexin domain-containing protein 1-like
Exons: 14
Coding region: 9-1478 (489 amino acids)
Source: RefSeq, a predicted model, not a curated record